AAGUGGGGUUUUUUAUUUGUGCUGCGGAGUGAGAUAUGUUUCCAUAGACGAUCCUUAUCGAGCUAAGACUGACGUGUGGAAUGACGCGUGAUGCGUUCACGUGGUCAGAUCGUUUUCCUGAUUAUUUAUUGUGUAUUUAUAAAAUGCAGAUAAAAUCGUUUUAAAUUUUAUUAAUGGUGUUUCUUUCUCUGUUUUGUGCUUUAAAAACACAGUGUGUAGAUUUCUGCAAUCAUUUUUUAUAUUUAGUUGUGUCCGGUCAUCAGUGAGCGGUUCCAGUUGUUCCUACCGUCCCUGAAUGCAGCAGAGAUCAGGAUACAUCUUUGAUAUCGUCUCAUACAUUUCAUUGAUUGGUUUGAAGUCAUUUAAUUGAUGAAUUUAUCUCAUUUAUUGUUGUUUCUUUCUCCUUUAAACAAAUAAACUAACUGGCAGUGACGUUUGACUCAACUUUAAUUUGAAAGUGCUGCACUUCCGGUUAGGCAGCCGUUUCCAUAGCGACGCAGCAGCGGACACGGAGGCAGUUUGUUCCUGUUGCUUUAGUUUGAAAGUUUCUGUGAAAGGUCAGAGGUCAACUACUGUCACAACAACAACAAACCAACGACAACAACAACAACAUGUCCUCACACAGGAUGGGUGUAGUCAGAGACUCCAUGUUGACCAAUCCACUGAUGACCAAGGUGUCUCUUGGUCAGUCCAGGUCCAGAGGUUUUUUACUUCCUGGUCCAGAUUUUACUUUUGGAACCAGCAGCAGCUUGAUGCAGAAUGGAGGCGUGGCCGAGGUUCUGUCCAGCUGGAGGGUUCAGCCCAGAGGUGAAGCCGCGGAUCCUCACAAGGUUCUGGUUCCGGACUUCGUGUCCCUGAACCGGAACGCGGUGAAGGCGGGACUGGUCACGUCCAAUGAGCUGCGUCAGUACCGGGCCCAGGUGGGGGGGGGCAAGACAAAACAUCCGGCACCCAAACUGCAGGAGGGCGGGGCUUCACAGAAGCUGGUAGUUCCUGACAUCACAACCAGGGAUGUGUCCGUCAGGCCCGCCUCUCCUCUGUCACACCUCCUCUCUCAUCAGUACGCUCACCGCUGGAAGGAGGAGCAGCUGAGCAGGAUUCAAACCAGCAACCACAACCAGCAGCUCAGGACUAAACCAGGUUCCGACACCAGGACCAGUCUUCUGAGGAGGAGCAGACCACUUCCUGUCCUGCGAUCCCAGGUCACAUGGAAGCACUUCAACCAGGUGCCUCCUGCUGUCAGCAGCUUCAGGGACCAGCAGGAAACAGCAGGGGGCAGCAGGGGCAACAGGGACCAGCAGGGGGCAGAUCCAGCAGGAACCAGCAGGGGGCAACAGGGACCAACAGGGACCAGCCGGGACCAGCAGGGGACAGCAGGGACCAGCAGGGACCAGCAGGGGGCAGCAGGGACCAACAGGGACCACCAGGAACCAGAAGGGCCCAGCAAGGACCAGCAGGGACCAACAGGGACCAACAGGGACCAGCAGGGGGCAACAGGAUCCAGCAGGAACCAGCAGGGACCAACAGGGACCAGCAGGGGGCACCAGGGGGCAGCAGGCUCCGAGGACUGA
Platichthys flesus (European flounder) is the source of this 1571-nucleotide messenger RNA. It is a transcript of the gene cfap77, whose product is annotated as cilia and flagella associated protein 77. The transcript has 7 exons. Lineage: Eukaryota; Metazoa; Chordata; Actinopteri; Pleuronectiformes; Pleuronectidae. The record is from RefSeq and is a predicted model, not a curated record. The coding region runs from base 612 to 1571 and encodes 319 amino acids.